GGGGAGAGGAAAUCUGGAUUUGGUGGUAUUAAAGCGCUGAAGGCUCGCCGCCAUGGACCUGAGCCUGAACCGAGUGGAUUAUCUGCAGGUGGGAGUGACAUCUCAGAAAACCAUGAAAUUGCUCCCUGCAUCAGGACGCAAAGCAACACAGAAGGUUGUCAUUGGAGAUCAUGACGGUGUUAUUACCUGUUUUGGUAUCAAAAAGGGUGAAGUUGUGCCAGUAUUCAAGACUUUGCCAGGGGAAAAGACUGCAAGGCUAGAACUGGGAGGUGCUCUUAAUACACUCCAGGAGAAAAUUUUUGUAGCUGCAGGAUCUGAGGUUAGAGGUUUCACAAAAAAAGGGAAACAGUUCCUUUCGUUUAAUACCAACCUCACUGAGAACAUCAAAGCUAUGCAUAUAUCUGGAUCAGAUCUCUUCCUUGGUGCAAGCUAUAUCUAUAACCAUUAUUGUGACUGUAAAGACCAGCACUACUACCUAUCAGGAGAUAAAAUCAAUGAUGUUCUCUGUCUUCCAGUAGAAAAACUGUCUUGCAUUACACCCGUAUUGGCAUGUCAAGAUAGAGUGCUUAGAGUUUUGCAGGGGUCAGAUUUGCUGUAUGAAAUGGAAGUCCCUGGUCCACCUGCUGUUCUGGCUUUGAACAAUGGAAACGGUGGUGACUCUGGUGAAGAAGUUCUGUUUGGGACAUCUGAUGGUAAAAUUGGUCUGGUACAGAUCACUGGAGUUUCUCCAGAAGAAAAGUGGAAAAUCGGAAAUGAGAAAAAAAGAGGUGGCAUCUUAUGUAUGGAUAGCUUUGAUAUUUUGGGAGAUGGAGUUAAAGAACUGCUUAUUGGUCGAGAUGAUGGAAUGUUAGAAAUCUAUAACUUUGAAAAUGCAAGGAGUCCUGUUCUCAGAUAUGAACAUGCCUUGUCAGAAAGUGUCACAUCUGUCCAAGGCGGCUGUGUUGGGAAAGAGGGCUAUGAUGAGAUCGUAACAUCAACAUACUCAGGGUGGGUGUCAGGCCUGACUACAGAGCCUAUUCAUAGAGAAUGUGGAUCAGGGGAUGGAUUAAAGAUGACUCAUGAAAUGCAGAACAAGGUUUUAUCUUUGAGGAAUGAAUUAGAACAGCUACAGAUCAAGGUACUUCAAGAGCGUGAAAAAUACCAGCAGUCCUCUCAGUCCAGCACUGCUGUUUCAGCAGUCCCAACAUUCAGUGUAAAUGAUAAGUUUACAUUAAAUAGAGAUGAUGCCAGCUACAGCCUUGUUCUAGAGGUCCAGGCAGCAAUUGAUACUGUCUUGCUACAGUGUGAUGUUCCAAUAGACCUAAAAGAUGUGGAUAAAAAUUCAGCUGUGGUUAGUGUUGUUGACUGUGAAUCAGAGCCAAAUGGCAACUUCCUCCUUGCCACAUAUCGGUGUCAGGUAAAUACCACAAGGCUGGAGCUUAAGAUUCUAUCAAUUGAAGGUCGGUAUGGGACACUGCAAGCAUAUGUAACUCCAAGGGUUCAACCGAAAACCUGCCAAGUUCGGCAGUAUCAGAUUAGGCCACUUUCACUUCAUCAGAGGACACAUUGUAUCGAUCGUGACAGACCCAUGAAUACAUUGACCCUCAAAGGCCAGUUCAGCUUUGCUGAAGUUCACUCCUGGGUUGUAUUUUGCUUGCCUGAAGUUCCAGAAAAGACACCAGUGGGGGAGAGCAUCAGUUUCUACUUUCAGAACACCUUUUUGGAUACACAGCUUGAAUGUACUUACCGGAAAGGGGAAGGAUACUUCAAAUCUGACAAUAUAUCCACAAUAUCCAUUCUAAAAGAUGUGCUCUCUAAAGAAGCCACUAAAAGGAAAAUUAAUCUUAAUAUAUCAUGCGAUAUAAAUGAAGUGUCUGUAAACCACACCUUAAAGCUAAUCCAUCCAAAAUUAGAAUACCAGCUGAUGUUGGCUAAAAAAGUUGAACUAAUAGAUGCUUUAAAAGAAUUACAAGCUCAUGAAGGAAACACAGACUUCUUGAUUCCAGAAUAUCGCAGCAUUUUGGAGGAGGCAGAACAGCUGCUUGCAGAACACAAGAAGCAACCUACAUCUCUUGAAAGACUUUAUGGUAUGAUUACAGAUUUAUUCAUAGAUAAAUUUAAAUUCAAAGGUACUAAUGUGAAAACCAAAGUUCCUCUUCUUCUGGAAAUUUUGGGAAGCUACGAUCAAAACUCAUUGCUUGACUUUUUUGAUAGCGCUGCCUAAACUGCAAGAACUGGAACAGCUCUCUAAAGAGAGGAUAGUGGAUGAAGACCAGGAAAAUUGAAUCUUUGUUCACAUAAUUUUAUACAUAUGUUACAUUACUUUUAUUUUUAUUGAAUUUAACAGA
This is a messenger RNA of Elgaria multicarinata webbii, 2327 nucleotides long. It is a transcript of the gene BBS7, whose product is annotated as Bardet-Biedl syndrome 7. Gene Ontology annotation, cellular component: BBSome; axoneme; neuron projection. Gene Ontology annotation, biological process: intracellular transport; intracellular protein localization; non-motile cilium assembly. The record is from RefSeq and is a predicted model, not a curated record. Gene Ontology annotation, molecular function: protein binding. The transcript is spliced from 19 exons. The coding region runs from base 53 to 2203 and encodes 716 amino acids. Lineage: Eukaryota; Metazoa; Chordata; Lepidosauria; Squamata; Anguidae.